CCCUUCCACCACGAAAAUAUCCUCUCUUUCUCUCAGACCCAAUCCGGGAUUAAGGUUAUCGCUGUUCCCAAACCACGCCGCAAUCCCUCUUCCUCCUCCACGAGGACACCCUUAUCCCCGUACCCAAACACCCGCCUUUCUUCACCAUGAUGCAGCAGCCAUCAGGAGGAGUGGUUCCACAACAGAUUCCGUCAGAUCCGCAGCAGCAAUACCAGCAGCAGCCGCCGCAGCAGUGGAUGAUGAUGCCGCCGCAGCAGCAGGGCCAAGCCCCUCCGGCACAGGCUGGGUGGGCCCAGCAGGCACCUCAGCAGCAGUACGCGACCACACAGAAUCCUGGCCCCGAUGAGAUCCGCUCGCUCUGGAUCGGUGACUUGCUGCCGUGGAUGGACGAGAACUAUAUCCUCAGCUGUUUUGGUCCCACCGGAGAGGCUGUGACUGCAAAGGUUAUCCGUAAUAAGCAGACAGCUUUGCCAGAAGGUUAUGGCUUUAUCGAGUUUAGGUCUCGCAGUGCGGCUGAGCAGAUCUUGCAGCAAUACAAUGGAACACUGAUGCCCAACACAGAGCAGAAUUUCCGACUGAAUUGGGCAACCCUAGGUGCUGGCGAGAGGCGACAGGACGAUGGUCCGGAUUUUACAGUUUUUGUAGGGGAUUUGGCUGCUGAUGUGACUGAUUACCUCCUUCAAGAGACAUUUAGAGUUGCUUAUCACUCUGUUAAGGGUGCAAAAGUUGUCACUGAUAGGACCACUGGACGCUCCAAGGGAUAUGGUUUUGUUAGGUUUGGUGAUGAAGGUGAGCAAUUGCGAGCCAUGACUGAGAUGAAUGGUCAGUAUUGCUCUACCAGGCCCAUGCGGAUUGGCCCUGCUGCUACUAAGAAACCAGCUAGUGGUGGACAGCAAUACCAGAAAGCCUCCUACCCAAGUACUCAAGGAAAUCCAGGCGAGGCUGAUCCAAAUAAUACAACAAUAUUUGUUGGGGGUUUGGAUCCCUCUGUCAAUGAUGACAUGUUGAGACAAGUCUUCAGCCAGUUUGGUGAGCUAGUUCAUGUGAAGAUACCAGUAGGCAAGCGUUGUGGUUUUGUUCAAUUUGCUAAUAGAUCUUGUGCAGAGCAAGCAUUGGGAACGUUGAAUGGAACCCAAUUAGGAGGACAAAGUAUUAGACUUUCAUGGGGCCGCAGUCCUACAAGCAAACAGAACCAACCAGAUCAGGCACAGUGGAACGGCGGUGGUGGUGGAUUUUAUGGAUAUCCACAAGGAUAUGAUGCGUAUACAUAUGCUCCUCCUGCCCAAGACCCUAACCUGUAUUAUGGAGGCUAUGCUGGAUAUGGAAAUUACCAGCAGCCUGGUGCUUACCAACAGCAACAGCAGUGAUUUGUAGCUGCCUGCCUUGGAGCCUGAAAGCUGGGUAUCAUCAUGUUCCGGUGCAUCUUAGGUUGCGGUUUUAGUAUGACUGUUGUAUGAUGUUGUGCAGUCGAGUAUCAACUUUUAACAUUGUCUUUGUCAUUUUCUUCAUGCUUUCUUUUUCCCUCCUUCCCCAUCCUUUCAUUGCCUCGAGUGAGAUUCGGGAGACAGUGCACUUUAAAUAUGUCAUUUGCAGUUUAAUAUGUUAAGCAGUUAUUCGUGUUGUAUGCUCCAUCAUUUCGUUCUUUUAAGCUUGUUUGUUAGUUGUU
Prunus avium (sweet cherry) is the source of this 1666-nucleotide messenger RNA. It is a transcript of the gene RBP45A, whose product is annotated as RNA-binding protein 45A. The record is from RefSeq and is a predicted model, not a curated record. Gene Ontology annotation, cellular component: cytosol. Lineage: Eukaryota; Viridiplantae; Streptophyta; Magnoliopsida; Rosales; Rosaceae. Gene Ontology annotation, molecular function: mRNA binding.